Molecule: messenger RNA, 8315 nt
Organism: Coregonus sp. 'balchen'
Lineage: Eukaryota; Metazoa; Chordata; Actinopteri; Salmoniformes; Salmonidae
Source: the annotation of a GenBank genome assembly
AUGACGGGGACAUGUGCCAUACAGAUCUGUGGCAGAGGACCAUCUGACAGUCUGUGUCCCAGUGCAUCUGGGAGAAAGGGGGGAGAGAGGGAGGAAGGGAGGGGGAGGGAGAAACAGGAGCUGGAGGAGGAGGAGGAGCGAGCCCCAGAUGGUGAAGAUGAAGAGAAGAGCAAGGGUUGUUGUCCCUCAUUGGACCAAAAGGGCUGUGGAAAGCAUCGAGGAAGUGAAUAUGUGUGUUUUGGGGAAAAUGUGAGCAGAGGCGCUGGCCCACUGUCAAGGUCAAUAGCCUCCUCGGGCCGCAUAAGAGAGGACUGUGACAUAUUUCUUGUUGCUUUUUUCUCUGCCCGUUGACCACAUCUAGUGAGCUCUGUUUUGCGGAGCCUCAAGAAAGCGGGCAUCUGGGUGACACAUGGUACAUGUCGGGUGACUAAAUAAGACUUUUUACACAGAUCUUCACUUUUGAUAUCAGAACAGGAAAGCACUACUUUCCGCUUAUUGCAAAAUUGAGUAAUUUUGCAGGCGCUGCGGUUGUUGCUGGUUGAUGCUGGUGAAAGUUGAUCCACCCAACCCAACUGUUGACAGAAACAUGCUGUAGUCUAAAGGCUGAUAGAGCUAUUUAAUUGGCCCAAACAAUAUGCAGCUGUAGUUUUUCAGCUGUUUUUUUCCAUUUAUUUUUUAUUCUGUAGCCACUCUUGAAAAUAAUCCAGUUGAGAAACCAUCCAUCAAUGUCAACAUAGUCAGAGAGGGGAGGUCACAAAAUACAUUUCAAUAUACACAAAGAAUGAAUGAGGCAUUAUUCUCCUAGACUUAAGAUAUGCGACAAACAGCAAAUGAAGAGAACAACUUGCCUGUACUGGAUGAGAGUGUGUUAUAUUUAAACCAUAAGUGCAUAUAAUCACAGGGUUUGGCUAAAUGCACCCUGUUUAGUGCUGAUAAACACCUUGGCACACACUGUAGUAUACGUUUUGUCUACCUCUUACUUUCCUGAAGUAUUUGACUCAGGAAAAAUAUUUUAGAUAUUUUAAUAAUACACUUUCAGAGGCAUGUAAAGUGAGCUGGAACUAUAUUCCAGCAAGCUUUAAAAAUGUACACUACCAGUUGUCACGCUCUGGCUCCGGGACUCUGUAUGUUGAGCCAGGGUGUGUUCGUUUCUUUGUGUUCUGUUUCUUGGUUGGGUUGUUCUAGGUUGUUGUGUUUCUUUGUUUGAGUGACUCCCAAUCAGAGGUAACGAGUGUCAGCUGUUGGCUCGUUGUCUCUGAUUGGGAGCCAUAUUUAAACUGUCUGUUUUCACCUUGUGUUUGUGGGUUUUUGUUCCUUUACGGUCAGUGUUAGCCGUUGGACUUCACGAGUCGUGUUUUGUUUGGUUUGUGAGUACUUUAUAAAAUAAAGUCAUGUUUCUUUCACACGCUGCGCCUUGGUCUACUUUGCUACUAGACGAUCGUGACAGAAAAACCCACCAUACAACGACCAAGCAGCGUGUCCAGACGGAGGCAGACUGGACAUGGGAGGAAGCGCCGGGAAAGGAGAUGGAGAGGCUGGCGAUGGCCCAGGUGGGCAAAGUGUGGUCCUGGGAGGACAUGCUCGGGGGCAAGGGACCUUGGGGUAGGAUCAAGGCCCUGGCGAGAGAGGAGCAGCGGCGUCAGCAGUGCCAUCGUCGGACGGACGAGAGGCACCCCCAAGAAUUUUUUAGGGGGGGGCACAGGGCAUGGACGACGGGGCUGACGGAGGCAGAGAAGGGGCGUAUUCAAAAGGCCACCAGGUUACGGGGGCCACUGGUCAAAGUAGGGAAAGGAGGUUUAGAGGCACGGCGAGAGGUACUGGGGUGUGUUACCAGUCCGGUCCGGCCCGUUCCAGUUCCCGGAGUAGAGCCAGUGGUGUGUGUCCCCAGUACGGUCCGGCCUGUUACGGCCCCUCGCACCAAAUGGACGGUGCGCGUCUCCAGCCCGGUCCGGCCUGUUCCUGCUCCACGCACCAAGUCUUCGGUGUGCGUCGACAGCCCUGCCUGGCCUGUUCCUGCUCCACGCACCAAGUCUACGGUGUGCGUCGACAGCCCUGCCCGGCCUGUUCCUGCUCCACGCACCAAGUCUACGGUGUGCGUCGACAGCCCUGCCCGGCCUGUUCCUGCUCCACGCACCAAGUCUACGGUGUGCGUCGACAGCCCUGCCCGGCCUGUUCCUGCUCCACGCGCCAAACCUACGGUGUGCGUCGCCAGCCCAGCCCGGCCUGUUCCUGCUCCACGCACCAAGUCUACGGUGUGCGUCGCCAGCCCUGCCCGGCCUGUUCCUGCUCCACGCACCAAGUCUACGGUGUGCGUCGCCAGCCCUGCCCGGCCUGUUCCUGCUCCACGCACCAAGUCUACGGUGUGCGUCGCCAGCCCUGUCCGGCCUGUUCCUGCUCCACGCACCAAGCCUACGGUGUGCGUCGUCAGCCCAGCCCGGCCUGUCCCUGCACCACGCACCAAGCCUACGGGGUGCGUCGCCAGCCCUGUCCGGCCUGUCCCUGCUCCACGCACCAGGUCUACGGUGUGCGUCGUCAGUCCAGCCCGGCCUGUCCCUGCUCCACGCACCAAGCCUACGGGGUGCGUCGUCAGCCUGGUCCAGCCCGUUCCUGCCACUCGCACCAAGCCAGGGGUGCGAGUCGUCAGCCUGGUUCAGCCCGUUCCUGCUACUCGCACCAAGCCCGGGGUACGAGUCGUCAGCCUGGUAAGACCGGUCAGCUGCUCCACAACGGAGCGUAAGCAAUCCGCUCCGUCAUUGUCCAGUCCAGAUCCAGCCAGCGGGGUCAGACCGGACCAGGGGCGCUAUGGGGGGUUGUUUGGAGGGUGGUGGGCAAGGCCGGGGCCAGAACCGCCGCCGAGGAGGUAUGCCCGCCCAGCCCUCCCUUGUUUAGCCCUUAUUGAGGCGCGGUCGCAGUCCGCGCCUUUAGGGGGGGGGUACUGUCACGCUCUGGCUCCGGGACUCUGUAUGUUGAGCCAGGGUGUGUUCGUUUCUUUGUGUUCUGUUUCUUGGUUGGGUUGUUCUAGGUUGUUGUGUUUCUUUGUUUGAGUGACUCCCAAUCAGAGGUAACGAGUGUCAGCUGUUGUCUCUGAUUGGGAGCCAUAUUUAAACUGUCUGUUUUCACCUUGUGUUUGUGGGUUUUUGUUCCUUUACGGUCAGUGUUAGCCGUUGGACUUCACGAGUCGUGUUUUGUUUGGUUUGUGAGUACUUUAUAAAAUAAAGUCAUGUUUCUUUCACACGCUGCGCCUUGGUCUACUUCGCUACUAGACGAUCGUGACACCAGUCAAGUUUGGACACACCUGCUCAUUCAAGGGUUUUUCUUUAUUUUUACUAUUUUUUACAUUGUAGAAUAAUAGUGAAGACAUCAAAACUAUGAAAUAACACAUAUGGAAUCAUAUAGUAACCAAAAAAGUGUUAAACAAAUCAAAAUAUGUUUUAUAUUUGAGAUUCUUCAAAAAGCCACCCUUUGCCUAGAUGACAGCUUUCUCUGGUUAGUUAGUUACUUAGUAUUGUGAUCAUAAACCAUCAACAAAUAAUGUGAUAACGUCAAUAAACCACCUUGUGUCAUGAAACGGACAAACUGUCCCUCAAAAAGAAGAACUUGUGUUUAUUCCUGUACCUCAACAUGUCACUUAUCUUAAAUGAAUGACGACUGCAGAAAUGUCACGAGGGGAAAUUGUGAAUUCACUAAUCUUUCCUGUGAGGAUUGAGCAACACAGUCCUGCACACCGAGUGGCGCAGCGGUCUAAGGCACUGCAUCUCAGUGCUUGAGGGGUCACUACAGACCUCCUGGUUCGAUUCCAGGCUGUAUCACAACCGGCUGUGAUUGGGAGUCCCAUAGGGCGGUGCACAAUUGGCCCAGCGUCAUCCUGGUUUGGCCGGUGUAGGCCGUCAUUGUAAAUAAGAAUUUGUUCUUAACUGACUUGCCUAGUUAAAUAAAGGUUAAAAAAAAUUAAAUACAAAUACACUCAAGGGAUGGAAAGAUACAGUUCAAUCACCAUUAUCAUUACACAUACCACAGAGUUAACCCAAAUGCUGUUUCAUGAUGAGUGUUUGAUUUCAUUCUGAUUGGCAACGCUCUGCAGCUGAACAUGAUUGUUGUUGUCAUGGAGAUAGUAUUGUAAUAUUGUUGUUUAUUAGUCAUCUCAUGCUCCACUCACAAGAAAACAUAAUUUGACUGCUGUAAAAAAUCUAUAUAUCGCUUGUCAUAUUCUGUGAAUAACUAGUAAGAUACUAGGGUAACACACUCAGGUGUUCUUCUGCCCCCUAGUUGUAGGCCUAUGGGGCAUAUUUUCACAUUGCAGUUUGUUACUCAUUUCCAACUAUUCGGUGACACUUUUAAUUAUGUAUUUUCUGUGAAGAAGAGCAACAUUUUCAGCAUUACAUAACCACAUCUAUAACUAUAACCACAUUUUGAGUUAUGCGCACGCACUUGCUCAACAUUCUCGUGUGUGGAGUCAUAUAGAAAUGACACACAGCUAUCUUUGGCUUUCAAAUGACAGAGGUUUAAGGAACCAACCAACCCACACUGCCUGAUGUUUAGUGCAGGCAGAGCUUUCUAUGACCGAUUCAUAUUCAACAUCAGUUGAGCUUGAAUUCACAGGUUCUAACAGGACAAGGGGAAAUAUGUGUGAAAACCCAUUAGAAAACAGUUUUAUUGAAAAUAUAAUUGAAAACAUACACAAGGACAAACCCAUCUUAGGAGGAAUUUCCAAUUGUCAAACAACACCUGACAAAUUAAUUUAUUGUUCAUUUGAGGACAACUUUGAUGCUAGUUGUAGCCUAUACACUCACUCUUAGAAAAAAUAUUGCUAUCUAGAACCUAAAAGGGUUCUUCGGCUGUCCACACAGGAGAACCCUUUGAAUAACCCUUUUUGGUUCCAGGUAGAACCCUUUUGGUUUCAGGUAGAACCCUUUUGGGUUCCAUGUAGUUCCCACGGGGGUAUGAAAAAAAGUAUGAAAAAUAAAAAAAUAAUGUAAGUCGCUCUGGAUAAGAGCAUCUGCUAAAUGACUAAAAUGUAAAUGUAAAAUGUAGAACCCUUUCUACAGAGGGUUCUACAUGGAACCCAAAAGGGUUCAACCUGGAACCAAAAAGGGUUCUACCUGGAACACAAAAGGGUUCUCCUACGGGGACAGCUGAAGAACCCUUUUGUAACCCUUUUUUCUAAGAGUGUACAAUGUGUCAAUAAGUUACUUGCAUUAUAACUGGGAAGCAUACAGUUUUCAUUAUAAUGUUGUAAAUGGAAACAUAUACAGUUUUGACUGUAUAGACGACUGAUGCAUUUCUGGUUAGAACCUAACAAAUGAGUGUAGCUAUUACUCAUGCAUCAGUAAGGUAGUUGCAGCCAUAUAUGAUUAUAUGCAGGCAUGACUUGUCUAUGUUAUUAUCUGUGACUCCCAGUGACUCUGUCUAUGUUAUUAUCAGUGGGGGGGGGGAGACAUCAGGUAGGGGAGUAACUCAUAAUUUGACCUAAUAAUGAGCUCAGAGUACAUAAGAUAAGAAAUUGCUGGUCGAUGUUAACACCGGAUUCUGAUGAAAAACCUAAGAUGUCAUUUAAUCUCAAUCAGGCUUUUGUUUUGUUUUAUUUCCCUUUGAACUUUAGUUGCCCUUGAGGGGGACAACAACAUUUACAUUUACAUUUUAGUCAUUUAGCAGACGCUCUUAUCCAGAGCGACUUACAGUUAGUGAAUACAUAUUUUUGUAUUUUUUUGUAAUACUGGCCCCCCAUGGGAAUCGAACCCACAACCCUGGCGUUGCAAACGCCAUGCUCUAUCAACUGAGCUACAUCCCUGCCGGCCAUUCCCUCCCCUACCCUGGACGACGCUGGGCCAAUUGUGCGUCGCCCAUGAAUCUCCCGGUCGCGGCCGGCUGCGACAGAGCCUGGAUUCGAACCAGGAUCUCUAGUGGCACAGUUAGCACUGCGAGAUCGUAGGACAAGAUCGUAGGAGGGUAUUGUCAGUGUUGGUGUGGGUGCGUGGAGAGGAGUCAGACGCAGGACGCAUAAGCUAAGUCGAACAGGACUUUACUAGAUGCACAACCAGUACAAAAUAAAGUGCCUCUAACGAGGAGGCAAAACGACAACGCAACACCGUGCGUAUUAAUAACAAUGCCAGAGUACUGCACAGGAUACCACCAACAGACAGGAACUAAAAUAACACACAACUAACGAACACAACCACAGGAAACUUAUAAGGCACAUAAUCAAGACCAAACGGACACAGGUGUAACAGACAGACCAAACCAAACGAACAUCAAAACAUUCAACGGUGUUAGCUAGUACUCCGGGGACGACGAACGCCGAAGCCUGCCCAAACAAGGAGGAGGAGCAGCCUCGGCAGAUUCCGUGACAGGUAUGAGUGUAGGAAGAACUCUGUUCCCUACCAGGUGUCUCUGAACACAGGGUACAACUUCUGUGGAGGGAUCCUCCUCUCUAGUGAAUGGGUGCUCUCUGCUGCCCACUGCUACAAAUCGUAAGCACAGACUGCAGAGUUACUAUGUGCUAGAGAAUUUCAAAAAUAGUUUAAAUGUUGUUGUUUUUUACACUUUAUUUUAUUGCAUUAACAUUCUGGUGGUGUAGGCCUUAAAAUCCCCAUUUAAUCUAGAAACUCACUCUUCUUUCCUUAGGUGUUAGUUGGACUUAAAGAGAAACAAGUAAAGAAGGUAGUGUAUUGAUCACAGGAGGUUGGUGGCACCUUAAUUGGGGAGAACGGGCUCGUGGUUAUGACUGGAGCGGAAUCAGUGGAAUGGUAUCAAAUACAUCAAACACAUGGUUUCCAGGUGUUUGAUGCCAUUCCAUUUGCUCUGUUCCGGCCAUUAUUAUGAACUGUUCUCCCCUCAGCAGCCUCCACUGGUAUUGAUGGACAAACAUUUGACAUGGUAUGCUUUGCUCUUUGUAAUAUCAUGUUUAAUGGUUGAGUCCAUUCGGAUUUAAGACCACAACUGUUGUAGAACUGUUUGGAUGAAAUGGGUAAACCUUAACAUACAGCAAAUCUAACAAGUUCCCCAGUGCAGGACCCUCCUUCCCCUCCAACUACUACAGUAUCAUCUCCAUUCUGGUUAUAACCCUGCAGGUCGCCAUUGGAGGUCCGUCUGGGGGAGCACAACAUCAAGGAGCCUGAGGACAUGGAGCAACACAUCAUGUCUGCCCAGUUCAUCCGCCACCCAGACUACAACUCUGGUACCCAGGACAGUGACAUCGCGCUGAUCAAGCUAAGCCAGCCUGACACCCUCAACAGCUAUGUGAGCCCUGUGGCCCUCCCCACUAAGUGUAGCACUGCUGGAACCAUGUGCCAGGUCUCUGGCUGGGGGAGCCUCCGCGCCAGCAACGAAGGCUGUGAGUGGAAUGUGUGUCUUAUUAGUGUUUUAUUAGUCGUAUGUACUGGAUACACAUGGUAUACACCAUCCAACAAAAUGCUUACUUUCAGGUUCCUUCUCGACAAUGCAACAACAAUAAGAAAUAAUAAAAGAUACGAAUACAAACAUUUGUGUGUACAUUUGUGCGUACGUGUGUGUGCUUGUGUUUGUGUGUAUGUGUGUGUGUGUGGUUGUGUAAAACAGCUGCGUCUUUUACCCCAGGUGAACUGCUUGCCCAGUGUGUUCAGUACCUGAUUAGAUAUCAUGCUGUCUUGGCUAUAAAUGGUUAACAGCUGAGGACAACAGUUAUUUUAGAGUGAUUGGUACUUUUACAGUCUUAAGAAAUCUAAAGUUUUCCACUUCUGAUUUGUUUUAAUUGAAAGUCUUAAUGACUUGUUACAUGUCUCUAACUCUGUCUUUCUUUGAUGUUCUGUUCCAGCGAGGUACCCUGACACACUACAGUGUGUGGAGGUCCCCUCCUGACUGAUAACACCUGUCUGGAAGCCUAUUUCUUCCAGAUAACUGAGAACAUGAUCUGUGCUGGCUUCAUGGAGGGAGGCAAGGACUCCUGCCAGGUAACAGACAGAAUAGACCUGUACUAUACUUCUUCAUAUUUCACUUUCUUGCUUUCACAGUUUGCACCAUGAUGCAUAUAUUUUUUUGUCUCUCUUCUUCUUGCUCUGUCACUGACUCUCUUUAUCUUUUCAUGUCACUCUGGCUUGUUGCUCUCUCUCUCUCUCUCUCUCUCUCUCUCUCUCUCUCUCUCUCUCUCUCUCUCUCUCUCUCUCUCUCUCUCUCUCUCUCUACCCCACCAGGGUGACUCUGGUGGCCCUCUGGUGUGUGAUGGGGAGCUGCAGGGUGUUGUGUCCUGGGGUCAUGGCUGUGCUCUCAGGAAGAAGCCUGGCGUCUACACCAAAGUCUGCAACUACGUGUCAUGGAUCCAAAACACCAUGGCAUCCGGCUAA